Molecule: messenger RNA, 534 nt
Organism: Aspergillus terreus NIH2624
Lineage: Eukaryota; Fungi; Ascomycota; Eurotiomycetes; Eurotiales; Aspergillaceae
Exons: 1
Coding region: 1-534 (177 amino acids)
Source: RefSeq, a predicted model, not a curated record
AUGAUUUCGCCACGCUGGUCCAAGCAACUUGACAUCAGAGCUUUUCUAAUAUUCCAGAGGAUCCAGCGGAUGUAUAAGACCUUUGUUGUUUUGGCUGCCCUCAUUAGCGGCCUCGCCGUUGCCGCCCUGACCCUCAAUGAAUAUCACCCUCCGUCCUCCGAUUUGAUUUUUGCCUCGGAGGGCUUCCUAUGCAGUUCAGCUAUCACUGCUAUUAUAUCGGCUGUCCUAGCGAUAAUGCUUCUGUUCCAGUUUGAGGGAUCGCAAAGAGCAACAAGAAGAGACUUGGCGGUGGCAUGGGCUCCGUUGGUACUGCUUGACUUGGCGGUAGUCGAGUUCCUCGUCGGGAUGGUCUGCUGGUAUUGUAGCAAAAAUGCUCGUUGGAGGGGGGCUCUCGUCACGGCUCAGUUGGUCGGGCUGCUCGGUCUGUGCGCGGGUCUUUCGACAUGGAUGUGGUUUUACAUGAGUCAGAAAGGCAAUCUUGGAGUGGAAGAGUCUCAAUCCGGCGAUAUGCAAAAGCGUGUUGCAGAUGAAUAA